This is a messenger RNA of Pseudomyrmex gracilis, 1915 nucleotides long. RefSeq lists its product as uncharacterized. The transcript has 3 exons. The record is from RefSeq and is a predicted model, not a curated record. Lineage: Eukaryota; Metazoa; Arthropoda; Insecta; Hymenoptera; Formicidae. The coding region runs from base 242 to 1774 and encodes 510 amino acids.
AUAUACAUGUUUAUACGAUAUAUGUUUAUAUCUUACGAAGGAACUUGAAAAAAUUUCAUCACAACAACAUCACGUGUACAAGCAGCAAGGGAAGUAUUCAGAAAUGCUUUCAUCGUUCAUACGUUGUGUAGAUCUUCGACCGACCGCAACCAUCGGAGUCAAAAGUAUUAAAUGUGCGAAGAGAAAAUAAGGUGUCAGUGUUUUCACAUGUUACAUUACGCGUGUGUAAUGUAGAGCAACAAUGUCACAAACAAGUUUAAUUUCUUCUACAUCCGAUAAAAAUCAACGCAACAGAUGGAAUGCUAUAAUUACCGGAUAUAAACAUAGUACGCCAGACUCUGAUAGAGGUAGACAAAUAAAGCCUCUAAGUUUAUCUUUGUCUCAGAUCGAAUCAACAUCUUCAACCGAGAGCAGAAAAGCUGUUGAAAAGAAAUUAUCGUCUUCAGUACUAGGAGAGAAACGAAAAAAGAAAGUAAAAAAAAUAUCAAGUAGAAAAAAGCGAGUGCUGAUUCGACGGAAAGACACUGAUAGUGAAUGGGAAACUGAUACGGAAGAAUCAAUCGGAUUUUCGGAUAACAAAAAUGUAACAAUCGGUGCUCAAUCUGAAACUUCGACAUGCAACGUCUCUUCAUUGCGCAUAAAUUUAUUUGAAAACAAAAGAUCAUCAAAAACAGGUCAAAAAGUGUCAAUCAAAGAUGAGACAUCUUUAAACGAUUCUCCGAUUAUUAUGUCAUCUAGAUCUAGAUCUAGAUUUAGACGUACAGAAAAGAAAGACAUUCAAAUCGCGCAACAAGAUAAGUUAUUAUCGGUAAAUUUAUCACCAACGAAAGCACAAAUCGAAGAAUCGAUCAAGAAUUUUGACAACGAAGUAAUCCAAUCUCAGACGCAAGCUUCGAUAAAUCAUGUUUUUUCACCGCGCAUAAAUUUAUUUGAAGAUGAAAAAUCACCGGAAACAGUUCGAGAUAUACCAAUAGAAAAUGAAAACCUUUUAAACGAUUCUUUGAUUAUUAUGUCUUCCAGACAGUUUCGGCAUAUAAGAAAAGACGACGUUCAAAUCGCACAACAAGAUGAGUUAUUGCCGAUAAAUUUACCACCAACAGAGACAGAAAAAAAUUAUUCAGGAAUAAGUGAAAAUGAAGAUGAAUUAAUAUUUUGUCGCAAAAGCAAUGUGAAGACAUAUCCAUCUGCACGGAAAGUAAAACCCGAUCGAUAUAUUACGGACUUCCUAUAUCCUCCGACAUUUUCAUUACCAUCAUUGAGUGAUAUAUUGUGGGAUCAAUUUAUUGGAAAGCGUCAAGAUGAGAGAACUCAGAAUUUAACGCGAGCGCCAAUAACGUCAUCGAGCGCUUCGCUUCCUGUUGUUUCUGCAAAAUCAAAAACAACUUUGAUUCCUCAAAGUAGUACAGCGCGCGAUCGAGACAAAACAUCACACAAACAGAACAAAGAUAUCAAAGAUUGGAAUAAUUCCGAGUAUGAAGAUAUAUAUAAAACUCGCAAACGUAAGACAGAAACUUAUGUUAAAAAUCAAACAAAAACUCAAAAAAAAGCCAAGACAAAAAGUGUAAAGAACAAGACAACAAGACAAAAAGAAAAAAAGACAUUAUUUCGACAUACACAAAGAGAAAGAAAUGUAUAUAGUCUUGAUAAUACUGAUGGUGAAUGUGAUACUGGUGGUGCAGAUGGUAGAAAAAUAACUUUUUCUGAAUUUCGUCAUCGUCAAAUGAUGAAGAAAAAAAGUUCGACAAAUUCUCACUUGAAUGUUGAAGAAGUCUAAAUAUGUAUUCACGAUAUCUUAUAUAUAUUUAUUUAUAUAUUUUAUAUAUUUUUUUAUAUAUUUGUAUACCUUAUUAAUUUAUAUUGUUUUUGCAUUUGUUCAGAAAUUUCUUUAUCUCUCGAUAUUUAUUUGUCAAUUCUU